This is a messenger RNA of Eremothecium sinecaudum, 894 nucleotides long. It is a transcript of the gene AIM34, whose product is annotated as Aim34p. The record is from RefSeq and is a predicted model, not a curated record. The transcript has a single exon. NCBI's taxonomy places the organism in Eukaryota, Fungi, Ascomycota, Saccharomycetes, Saccharomycetales, Saccharomycetaceae. The coding region runs from base 1 to 894 and encodes 297 amino acids.
AUGUCAUUAAGAGGUUUAAAGGCUUUGCCAGUUUCCAGAGGCCUUGCAGAAGUUGCGUGCCCUUCCAUAAGAGUAGCAUCGUUGCCUUGUCUGUCAACUCGAUUAAUGCCAACAACCACCAUAAGGACAGUGCAUAAGACAGCUAGAAAUGAUUCCACAACACUAUUUUCAUCCGAGAAGAAGCUGUCCUCUUUUAAAACUAUGACAUUGACUUCCUUGAAGAACGAGUGUCGUAGUAGAGGUUUGAAGGUAUCAGGUAAAAAAUCCGAAUUGUUAGACAGACUUGCUGCAUUUGAGGCCCAUAUGUUGUAUAAUACAAAACCUAAAUUUCCAGAUGGAAAUUUCCUAGAUUCUAAAAGAAGUUUACACUCUGGAGCUAGUAUGAAUGCCAACGCCAAACAGGCUGUUGAUAAAGUACACAUGCCAAAUGUUAAAGAUAUAACUGAUGCAUCCGAAUUGGAAAACGACUAUAUUGUAAAAAUCCCAAGAUUAGAAAGCAACAUUUUAAAGAAGACCGAAAGUAAGGGCUUUUCAAAAAAUAAUAAAUCUGUCGGCGAAGACAACCUGUCUGUAUUUGGGCGUGAGGGUACUGUACUGACUGCUAACACGGACCUGAAAAUUGAGACCCCAGGCGAUUCGAACUGCAAGGUUGAAAUAGUAAACGAAGAAGCAGAAAUACAAAAUGAUCCAUCAGGGAUGGAUUAUACCAAUAGCAAAUACAAUUCUAAAACAAAUAAUGAACAAGACUCUGACUAUUAUAACGAGCCAACAGAUCUGUCUUCUAGAGAUAAGAAACUUCUUGGAGGCUUUGCUGCAGCGGUUGCAUUCUGGUGGUAUCUGGGUCGCGAUAAUAAAACCCCUCAUACUAGGAUAACACCCAAAAAACAACACUGA